GAACGAACAACCGUGUCGAGAGUUGAGAGUCGAGAAGAGAUUCCCCCCCCCCGAACAACUAAAAAUUAAACCGAAACGAAGACGAAGAAGCUUAUAAUUAUAAUCAGCAUAAUUAGCAAAGAUUGUUGAAUUAAAAAAAAAAAAACGAGAGAAAAAAUGUGUCUUAAUCUGUUCCUUCAACUGACAUUUGCGCUGCUCGCCAUCGAGGCUGCCAAUCUCUAUGUGCCCGACUCGGAUCGCAAUACGCAGACACUGCACAACGAUCUGCAAGUGGAACCCGAUGGCAACUAUCGCUACGCCUACGAGACAUCCAAUGGCAUUGCGGCCACACAAUCCGGAUUAGGCGGCAUUGCCGUUCAAGGUGGCUCCAGUUGGACCUCACCCGAGGGCACACCGGUCAGCGUUAGCUAUGUGGCCGAUGAGCUGGGAUACUAUGCCGUUGGGGAUCACAUUCCCAAGAUACCCGACUAUAUACUUCGCUCCCUGGAGUACAUUCGCAAUCAUCCGUACAAGGUGAAGGAUUACUACACCGGGGAAGUGAAGACGGUGGCCCACGAUGCGGAGGCCUUUAAGGUCUAUACCCGCAACAUUCAUGCGCCAACAACGCCACGAACUCGUCCCAGCACCACUCCCAAGGUGGUCCAUCUUACACAUCCGCCCACAAAGCGUUCGUUGAGGAGAAGACGUUACUCCGCCAGGCGGCAAUAAAGCAUUGGGCUGGGGAAGAUAGCGGGGCGGGACGGCAACACAAACUGUGAAUUUGAUCUAAACAAUAAAUUAA
Molecule: messenger RNA, 781 nt
Organism: Drosophila sulfurigaster albostrigata
Lineage: Eukaryota; Metazoa; Arthropoda; Insecta; Diptera; Drosophilidae
Gene: Pcp
Product: pupal cuticle protein
Exons: 2
Coding region: 157-708 (183 amino acids)
Cellular component (GO): chitin-based extracellular matrix
Molecular function (GO): structural constituent of chitin-based larval cuticle
Source: RefSeq, a predicted model, not a curated record